Ascochyta rabiei is the source of this 2160-nucleotide messenger RNA. RefSeq lists its product as uncharacterized. The record is from RefSeq and is a predicted model, not a curated record. NCBI's taxonomy places the organism in Eukaryota, Fungi, Ascomycota, Dothideomycetes, Pleosporales, Didymellaceae. Bases 1 to 2160 code for a protein of 719 amino acids. Gene Ontology annotation, biological process: transmembrane transport. Gene Ontology annotation, molecular function: transmembrane transporter activity. The transcript has 3 exons.
AUGCAGGACUCGGACCUGGAGAUUCUGCGCAACGAGGCCAACGCAUCGCCCGACCGCUUCACGCAAUGGGACCCCAACCGCCAGUUUCGCCGCGAGUACUAUGAGCGCCACGGCCGCGACCCCACGUACGACGAGAUUGUGCGCAAUGCAGAGGCGAACGGGCGGUCGGUGCUUGAGGAGCCUGCGCACCAUGCCACGGCCACCUACACGGAGCCCCUCGCCUCGCCCAUGAGCGCCAGAGUCGAGGAGGAGGAAGAGGCGCCUCUGUCACGCCAGACCACGUCGUCGUCGGCCUCGACCUCUAGCUCGACCAGCUCGCGCUCGACGGCCCGGGGCGCGCGCCUCGAGGAGAUCCGCACCGCGCGCACCAACAACACCAACACCAACACGCAGACGCGCCCGCGCGGCUACACCGACUCGACGCAGCACUCCAGCGGCACCGUCCUGCAGCGCCACCCCACCGAGCGCCACCCCGUCGCAAUCACCCGCAUUGAGACGCACCGCAGCCAGCACGCCGGCACCGUCGGCGCCUCCCACGUCCCCUCGCGCCUCGAGCGCACCCUCACCCGCCGCCGCACCGAAAAGCCGCUGCCCACGCUCGGCGCCGGCAAGCCCUUCCCCCCGCUGCUGCCCGACCGCGAGGAGUAUGUCGUCGAGUUCGACGGCCACGACGACCCCCUGCACCCCCAGAACUGGCCCAUGAACAAGAAGCUCACCAUGGCCGUCAUGCUGGCCUUUGACGCCCUGAGCGCCAGCAUGGGCUCCUCCAUCUUCUCCAGCGCCACCAUGCCCGUCGCUGCUCAGUUCGGCGUGGGCCGUGAGGUCGGCACCCUGGGUACCAGCCUCUUCGUCUUUGGCUAUGCCUUUGGUCCGUUGAUGUGGGCGCCCAUCUCCGAACUCUACGGCCGUCGUCCGCCGCUCGUCAUCGCUGCCUUUGGCUUCUCCAUCUUCACCAUCGCCGUCGCUGUCGCAAAGGACAUCCAGACCAUCAUGAUCUGUCGCUUCUUCGCCGGCCUGUGCGGCUCCUCGCCCCUCGCCAUCGUCGCCGCCGUCUUCGCCGACAUGUUCAACAAUGAGCUGCGUGGUCUUGCCGUCGCUGUAUUCUCCGCUACUGUAUUUAUGGGGCCGUUGAUGGCGCCGUUUAUUAGUGGAUUCAUCACAGAAAGCUACCUCGGCUGGCGGUGGACCAUGUACAUCAGUUCUUUCAUGGGCUUCCUCACCUUUGGCCUCCUGCUGUUCUUCCUCGAGGAGACCUACCCCCCAGUCGUCCUGAUCAACAAGGCCUCGGAGCUGCGCCGCAGAACCAAGAACUGGGGCAUCCACGCCAAGCAGGAGGAGAUUGAGGUCGACUUCAAAGAGCUGAUUGUCAAGAACGUCAGCAGGCCUAUGCGCAUCUUGUUUACUGAGCCCAUUGUGCUGCUCAUCACCAUCUACAUGAGCUUCAUUUACGGAUUGUUAUAUUUGUUCCUCACGGCUUACGCCCUCGUCUUCCAGGGUGUCUACGGCUGGUCGUCUGGCGUCUCGGGCCUCGCCUACUUCGGCAUGAUCACCGGCGAGCUCAUUGCCUUUUUUGUUGUCGUCUUGACCAACCCGCGCUACGUUAAAAAGCUCAAGGCCAACAACAACAUUCCCGUGCCUGAAUGGCGCCUGCCUAUCUCCAUGGUCGGCGGCGUACUCUUCUCUGGCGGUCUGUUCUGGUUUGGCUGGACGGGCUAUUCGGGCAACGUGCCUUGGAUCGUGCCUGUCCUGUCCGGUCUUUUCACCGGCUUUGGCAUCUUUACCAUCUUCCUCUCGCUGCUCAACUACAUUGUCGACGCGUACCUCAUGUUCGCCGCCUCCGCCAUCGCCGCAAACACCUUUAUGCGCUCCAUCUUCGGCGGCAUCUUCCCGCUCUUCGCCACUCAGAUGUUCCAGGGCAUGGGCAUCCAGUGGGCCAGCACGCUGAUUGGAUGCGUUGCUGCUGUGCUCGCUCCUAUGCCCGUCUUCUUCUACCUCUAUGGCAAGAAGAUCAGGGCCAAGAGCAAGUUCGCACCUGCCCCGGAUAUCGCGCACGACAAGCAGAGAGACGAGGAGAGCGCAGGGAGCGAGGAGAGCAGCGUCGCUGGCAACACGACGUCGAGAGAGAGAGAGGCGGAGACGGAGAGGGAUAAGGAGGAGUAG